Molecule: messenger RNA, 1070 nt
Organism: Phascolarctos cinereus (koala)
Lineage: Eukaryota; Metazoa; Chordata; Mammalia; Diprotodontia; Phascolarctidae
Product: small nuclear ribonucleoprotein-associated protein N
Cellular component (GO): nuclear speck
Molecular function (GO): RNA binding
Source: RefSeq, a predicted model, not a curated record
AAGUCAGAUCAACAGAAAUUAAGCACUUAUUCUGUGCUAGAUUCGGCGCUAAAUGCUGGAGAUACAAAGAAAGGCAGAAGACAGACCCUGCUCUCAAGGAGCUCCCAGUAUAAUGGGGAAAACGAUAAGCAAACAAUCAUGUGCUUGCAAGCUAUUUACAGGAUAAAUUGGAAGUGAUCAACGGAGGGAAGGGACUAGUACUAAGGGGGAUCGGGAAAGACUUCUUGCAGAAGACGGUGGGCAAGAGCAGCAAGAUGCUGCAGCACAUCGACUACAGGAUGAGAUGCAUCCUGCAGGAUGGCCGCAUCUUCAUCGGCACCUUCAAGGCCUUUGACAAGCACAUGAACCUGAUCCUGUGUGACUGUGAUGAGUUCAGGAAGAUCAAGCCAAAGAAUGCAAAACAACCUGAACGUGAGGAAAAGAGGGUUCUGGGACUGGUGCUGCUUCGUGGGGAGAACUUGGUCUCUAUGACUGUGGAAGGCCCACCACCUAAAGAUACAGGCAUUGCCCGUGUGCCGUUAGCUGGAGCUGCAGGAGGCCCUGGGAUUGGCAGGGCUGCAGGCAGAGGUGUGCCAGCUGGUGUUCCCAUGCCCCAGGCUCCUGCAGGCUUAGCAGGACCUGUCCGGGGAGUUGGGGGGCCUUCCCAACAGGUGAUGACCCCCCAGGCGAGAGGGACUGUAGCGGCUGCUGCGGUUGCUGCCACGGCCAGUAUUGCAGGAGCUCCAACACAGUAUCCCCCUGGUCGAGGAACUCCUCCCCCACCUGUGAGCCGAGGGACACCUCCUCCAGGCAUGAUGGCCCCUCCUCCUGGAAUGAGACCUCCCAUGGGCCCCCCAAUGGGGAUGCCCCCUGGUCGAGGGGCACCAAUGGGGAUGCCCCCUCCUGGCAUGAGACCCCCUCCUCCUGGAAUGAGAGGUCCCCCUCCCCCAGGAAUGCGCCCACCAAGACCUUAGGAUUCCUCGGCUGCUGUGAUGCUGCCUCUGACUUGAGGCUGUAUAUAGUUUUGUGGGCUUUUUGUAUAAAGUGUGCUGCUUUUAAAUCGAUUCAUAAUAAAGUCUUGGGAAAAAAAA